This is a messenger RNA of Cornus florida, 1461 nucleotides long. Its product is annotated as F-box/kelch-repeat protein At1g15670-like. Gene Ontology annotation, molecular function: protein binding. The record is from RefSeq and is a predicted model, not a curated record. Lineage: Eukaryota; Viridiplantae; Streptophyta; Magnoliopsida; Cornales; Cornaceae. The coding region runs from base 253 to 1281 and encodes 342 amino acids. Gene Ontology annotation, biological process: regulation of phenylpropanoid metabolic process; negative regulation of cytokinin-activated signaling pathway. The transcript has a single exon.
UCCCGAUUCUCCACCCUUUUUCUUUCUCUCUCUGAAAUAAAAUAACAUUUUCUCUCUCUGGAAACUGAAGCAAAGUCAGCUGGAAGCCCUAAUACAAUGUGCCAUACGUGGCAUCCUUCCAUUGGUAAAGUCUACAUAGCAUGUGAUGACUGAUAUCUAUCUUAUAAACUGUAUUUGCUAUAUAUAUCGAAGUGGAUCGCCCAAAGUGUUGUGCACUUUUUUCUUUAUAAGAGAGAGAAAUUGGUUCUAGAAAUGUUCACUGAGUUGAUCCCUGGUUUACCCGAAGAGCUCGCACUCGAGUGUUUGACUCGGUUGCACUACACCGCUCACCGAGUGGCUGCCCGAGUUAGCCGUAGAUGGCGUGACCUUCUAGAGAGCAGAGACUUCUACUAUCACAGGAAGCAGACGGGUCACACCCACAAAGCGCCCUGCUUGGUCCAGUCGCGACCGGUUCAUUCCGAAUCGGGUGGCUCCAAACCGGUUGCGCAGCCGAGUUACGGAAUCGCCAUAUAUGACACGGUGACUGGGGUUUGGGACCGAGUUGACCCGAUUCCCAAGUACCCAGAUGGGCUUCCUUUGUUCUGUCAAGUGGCGAGUUCGGAGGGCAAGCUCGUGGUGAUGGGUGGGUGGGACCCGGUGAGUUGGGACCCGGUAAAGGACGUUUUCGUGUACGAAUUUACCACUCGGAGGUGGACUCAGCGCAAGGACAUGCCUUCGAACCGCUCGUUCUUCGCAAUCGGUACCGUAGAGGGGCGAGUAUUUGUCGCCGGUGGACACGACGAGAGCAAGAACGCGCUGAGUUCGUCCUGGGUUUACGACAUGGGGAGUGACGAGUGGACCGAGUUGAAUCGGAUGAGUGAGGAGAGAGACGAGUGUGAAGGAAUUGUUAUUGGGUCCGAGUUCUGGGUUGUGAGUGGGUACGAUACGGAGAGCCAAGGAAGGUUCAAGAGCAGCGCUGAGUGCUUCGAACUCGGAACGGGUCGGUGGAGGCGAGUCGAGGACGCAUGGAAUGCGAGUCAAGGUCCCAGGUCCUGUGUGGGUGUGGGCAAAAAUGGAAAUUUGAUCUGCUGGGCAGAGUCGGACUCGGCGGUCCGGGUUAGGGUUUGUGCGGUGGGUUUGGAUAAACGGACCCUAGUGACCGGGUCGGAGUACCAGGGUGCAGCACAAGGGUUCUAUCUUGCAGAGACGAAGGAAGGUCAAAAUGGUAAAUUUGUGAAGAUUGAUAACGUUCCUGAUGAGUUCUUGGGAUUCGUGCAAACAGGAUGCUGUGUUGAAAUCUGAUUAGUAAGAAGAUAUUUGUUUGAUAGCGGUUGAAAAAAAUGAGCUUUUUUGAGUGUGUGUUUUUUUGAUACGUCUAACACAAUAUAUAUAUAUAUAUAUAUAUAUAUAUAUAUAUAUAUGUAUAUGUACACACAUGUAUAAACACAUAUAUGAAGAAUGUAAUUUUGCAUUUCUUGUUUC